This is a messenger RNA of Psilocybe cubensis, 1110 nucleotides long. RefSeq lists its product as uncharacterized. Lineage: Eukaryota; Fungi; Basidiomycota; Agaricomycetes; Agaricales; Agrocybaceae. The coding region runs from base 1 to 1110 and encodes 369 amino acids. The record is from RefSeq and is a predicted model, not a curated record. The transcript is spliced from 2 exons.
AUGGAUGGCCCUAGUCCUACGCCCAUCUCUCCAUCCACCGUCCAUGUCAUCCUCGACUAUCUCUCUCCUCUCAGCGUUCCUAUUCCUCCCCAUCUCUUGUCCCGGCUGCUUCUUCAGCGCCAUCAUUUCUUGAAUCUUGCCCCAGACAAUCCGGAGGAAUAUCUCGCAUGGCCUUCUGAGCAUAGGUCACACGCAAUCCAUCUAUUGCAAACAACUCCCUUUCCGGCUCAUGACAACCCUCUUCCGGUACAUUAUCUGCCAGACCCUGAAAAUAUCCAAGCACACGUCCGCAUUACCCCCGAUCUCCGUCUAGUUUUUCUUUGGGAUAAAGACCACGGCUGGCAAUACCACAACCUAGCUCUCAUGCCGUUCCCUCCUAAUUCUUACUCCUCUUUCAAUGAUUCGCUCCUGGCGAGCUCCAUCGAUGACUUCCUUCCAGAACAAUCCGAGCACUCCGUUUCUUUCAAUGUCGAAGAUGACGACGAUUCCUAUUGGAACUCUUACGGCCAGGGUGACGAACCCAAUCACCACUCUGUCUCUGCUGCUAAUGCAGAUCAGAAUCUAAGCUCCGAGGAUGCAUAUUGGGCACAGUACUCUGCUGUUCAAGGUUCUGGCGAUUCUACCCUACCCUCCCCGCGGCCCCACCCAAACAAACAGCUGAGCUCCAACAACGUACUUCCUGAGCGAAUCAUUGUAGCUUCAGAUGAAUUCCAGAACAAUAAGGUAGAGGUUUACAAUCCUCUGGAACCCCCCGCUCCAGCAUCUCUUGCUCGCCGUUUGGAGGCUCUUUCUGCUGGAUCCGGGGCCGAAUCACCACCCCUAUUCGACAACGACGAUCCCACGUCAGAUUCCGCCAUUGCAUCGCCUCUUGAUCCCGUACCCGCUCUCACAUCGUCAUCAUCCACUGCUAGCCCGAAGCAAUCCUCCUCCGAAGAAUUCGUCGUACUCGAAUCCAACAAAAAUUCUAUCGAUGACGCUACGCAAAACAUCCUAUGUGACAACAUCAAGGGCCUCUACCGACUUUGGAAACUCAACAGACCUAAUACCGUUGUUGAGGACGAUAAAGAGGUCUUCCUAGCCACUGUUCGCCAAGCCUUGCAACAAUUGUAA